GGCGAAGGAGUGAACUUUUUGGAAAUAAUCACAGUAUACUCAGUAUAUCGCCGUCGUAUUAAGGUACUUGUACAGGAAUCCCAUUACAUCCACGAUAGAAGAUCUGGACAUUACAAUAGUUGUUGCACAAGUAUAUUACAUCCUAACUAGAUUACGUAGUAUCUGCAUCAUACCCCUUCAAGAUGGAGGGGGAUAUGAGAGACAACAAGGAUGUCUCAUGCUAUUUUACCACUAAACACUCAUGGCGAGGAAAAUAUAAAAGAAUAUUUUCAGUUGGAACAAAAGGAAUUAGAACUUAUAAUCCUGGCAGCUUAGAAAUUACAAAUCAGUGGGCAUAUAACACUGAUUUUUGUGGCAUUUCACCAAACUUUAAAGCUCAAACAAAUACAGAGUUCUGCAUAACAUUCAAGAAAGGCAAGAAAAAUGAGACUAUGAGGUUUUCUACGGAGCACAGGGCGGACGUUCUCACAGAAGCAUUGCAUUUUUUCACUGCAUUUGCUGAUUACAAAAAAGGUUCAGAAAAGAGGUUUAAUGCUGUUAAACACCAUUGGAGUGAAAAGAGAAUACCUGUGAUUUUAGAAAUAGCACCUGCAGCCUUAAUUCAAAAAGACCCCUCAUCUAAUAGAACUUUGGCACGAUAUGACUACAAAGAUAUAGAAGGGUUCACACUAUUGUCAGAUUAUCCUGGUGGAUUUGCCAUAAUACAUGGAGGGUUCUCUCGACUGCAUUUGUUUGCUAGUGAACAGCGUGACGAACUGAUAAAGUUAGCCAUAGAAUACUCUGGUAACCAUAUUGGUAUUUCGUUAAGAUUACGAAAAGAUCCGAUCACUUUUGAACAGUUUGCAGUUCAUCGACUCGGAAAGUAUGGCAAUGAUGAAAGCCUAACAUCACUUGCAGAGUUCAGCGUACAGAAAUUGACAAACAGGCAUCCGGAACCUGUGAAGCGAGUGUUAGCUUUGACAGAGACGUGCAUAGUUGAAAGAGAUCCAGCCAGUUAUGCUGUAGUUACUGUGAAGCCUCUGUGUGAUUUAAGUAUACAAUUUUUAGCUGUACCCCCUAAUAACAAUUUUGCGGAAGCUGUAUUUAUGUUUAAUAACAACAUAUCAUAUAGUGGUCUUCUGCAUGCAGUGACACAGGAUGGUUUCUUUGCUGAAAACAAAGAGAAACUCAUCAAUGGUGCAUUAGCUGCGUUACUCAUUUAUGAAGGUGAUCAGAAAUCGAUAUCAUCACGAGAAUUAGAAAGUCAAUUCCAUGCACUAAGAAGACUGGUAGCAUCUAAAGCAGGAUUCCAAGCCUUCACUAAGUUACUAAAGUUCCGUGAGAAGGUUGGUUUGAAAGUUGUAAAGGCAUUACAACGACAAGAUGACGGUGUUACUCAUGCUGCUGUAGAUAUGUUAUGUGCUCUUAUGCAGCCAAUGCACGAUGAUUAUGAACUAAGGCAAGAACAACUCAAUAAAUCAUCCUUAUUGUCAUCAAAGAAAUUUCUUGAAAGUUUAUUGGACUUAUUUAAUGUCCAUGUGGCUAGAGGUACAGGAGCAUUGGUUAUCUCGGCAUUGCUGGAUUUCUUGACCUUUGCCCUUUGUGCACCGUAUAGUGAAACCACCGAGGGUAACCAAUUUGAUAUGUUGCUUGAAAUGGUGGCUGGACAAGGCAGGAUAUUAUACAAACUAUUUCAGCUCUACUGAUUGGCUGUAAUUCUAAAAAAAAGCUAUGUUGUUCCUAAUUCUUACAAUCAAAGAUGAUGUUACAUGUUAUUGGUUUUACAGGAAGGUGAUCAAGAGAUAGCUGCCAAGAUGCAAGAUUUAGCUUUAGCGGAAGGAGCAUUACCAAAGCAUCUACAUAUAUCUAUGUUUACUACUAGUCAUGAUUAUAGAAUGCUAGCAAAUAGACAACUUAGUAGACACCUGGUAGCACUUUGGGUUACUGGCCAUCCUACAGCAAUGAGUUUACUUAGAAGGUUAAUGCCAGCUGGUUUGUUAGGAUAUUUAGAUUCAAAUGAUCCUGUACCAUCAGAACAAGACAUGUUACAUACAAGAGACAACGUCAAAGUGGCACAGGACCAGUCUAACAGAGGUCGUAAGAAUCCACAGUUACAGCAAAUUGAAAACGUUUUGCUUCAUUGGAAAGCGAAAAUAAUGCAAGAAAAGAAAAAAUCUGAUAACAUGCCGAAACCAAUUGUGUUAAGGAAACGAAGGCAGAGAAUAAAGAGUGAAGCAAAUUGGGCACUCUUCUAUUACAAGUUCAGUCAAGAUCAUGCAAAAUCCAACCUCAUUUGGAAUCACAAGACACGUGAGGAAUUACGUGAUGGUCUGGAAGGGGAGAUGAGAGCGUUUAGCGUUGACAAAGAUCUUGGCGGAUCACACACGAUCUCCUGGAAUCAUGCCGAGUUUGAAGUGAGAUACGAGUGCCUUGCUGAUGAGAUUAAAAUUGGUGAUUACUACUUGCGCCUCUUGUUGGAAGAAGAGGAAAAUGAAGAAACACGUGCAAUAAAAAAAUCAUAUGAGUUUUUUAAUGAUUUAUAUCAUCGGUUCUUAUUAACCAAUAAGAUUCCAAUGAAAUGUAUGUGUCUACAAGCUAUGACAAUUGUGUACAGUAAAUGUUAUGAAGAGAUUGGUGCCUUUAAUGAUACAAAGUACAUAGUCGGCAUGCUAGAAAGGAGCACUGAUAAACUGGAGAGGGAUCGGUUGAUUGGAUUUCUGAAUAAAUUAAUUAUGAAUAGAAGGAAUGUGAAAGAAAUGAUGGAUGCUAAUGGAAUCAAAAUACUAGUAGAUUUAUUGACGUUAGCACAUUUACAUACAAGUAGAGCUACUGUACCACUACAGACAAAUGUGAUUGAAGCAUCACCAGACAUGGAAAGAGACACAGAGAAGGAAUGGUACUUUGGUAAUGUUGAAAAGGAAAGACUUGGACCGUAUAGUUUUAAAGAGAUGAAGGAUUUUUGGGAAGAUGGUCGCCUUAAUCCCAAGACCAAAUGCUGGGCCCAAGGAAUGGAUGGUUGGAGACCACUAUACACAAUACCACAGUUAAAGUGGUGUCUCCUAGCAACUGGACAGGCUGUGAUGAAUGAAAGUGAUUUAGCCACAUUAAUAUUAAAUAUGUUAAUAAAAGUAUGUGAAUAUUAUCCUAGCAGGGAUAAUGACGGUGCCAUAGUUCGUCCAUUGCCAAGACCAAAACGAAUAAUUAGUGAAGCAACAUGUCUUCCUCAUGUAGUGCAGCUACUAUUGACCUUUGACCCUGUAUUGGUAGAGAAAGUUGCCUUGUUGUUGUACCACGUGAUGUUUGAUAAUCCGUCGUUACCACGGCUGUAUUUGACGGGUGUGUUCUUCUUCAUACUUAUGUAUACCGGCUCUAAUGUAUUGCCAGUUGGCAGAUUUCUCCAGUAUACUCAUGUAAAGCAAGCAUUCCGAGCUGAAGAGAGUAAAUCAUCGGAUGUGAUGCAGAGGAGUGUCCUAGGUCCUUUAUUACCAGAAGCCAUGGUACACUAUCUUGAAAACCAUGGAGAUGCUAAGUUUGCUGAAAUAUAUCUUGGGGAAUUUGAUACUCCAGAAGCUAUAUGGAGUACAGAAAUGAGGCGAAUGAUGAUAGAGAAGAUAGCCGCUCACAUCGCUGACUUCAGUCCCAGGUUACAAAGCAACACGAGGGCAUUAUAUCAAUAUUGCCCUAUACCAUCCAUACAAUUUCCACAGCUGGAGAAGGAAUUAUUCUGCAAUAUCUACUAUCUACGCCAUCUUUGUGAUACGCAGAAAUUUCCAAAUUGGCCAAUCAGGAACCCUGUGAAACUGUUGAAAGAUAUUCUUGAAGAAUGGAAGAAAGAAGUUGAGAAGAAGCCAUCAUCAAUGUCAAUGGAGGAAGCAUAUAAGACUUUAAAUCUCAACAAAGACCAAGGACGGUAUGAUGAAAGUCAGAUCAGAAAAGCGUACUUCAGAUUGGCUCAACGUUACCAUCCCGACAAGAACCCUGAUGGACGAGAUAUGUUUGAGAAAGUCAACAAGGCAUAUGAGUUUUUAUGCAGUAAACAGAGCGUGACAAGUGGUCCUGAUCCAGAGAAUAUAGUUCUCAUAUUACAAGCACAAAGUAUAUUAUUUAACAGACAUAAAGAUGAUUUACAACCAUAUAAGUAUGCUGGAUAUCCUAUGCUUAUAAAGACGAUACGCAUGGAAACCAACGAUGAUAAGUUAUUCUCUAAGUCGGCACCGCUAUUGGCUGCAGCAGCAGAGUUAGCGUACCAUACUGUGAACUGUUCAGCUCUCAAUGCUGAGGAGUUAAGACGGGAACAAGGAAUCGAGACACUGCAUGAUGCCUUUGCCAGAUGUGUAGCUGUUCUCAGUGUGUCUACAAAACCAGAAGAGAUGGCAGUGCAGGUGUGUACGCAUGUGAUACGAUGUUACGCUGUAGCUGCUCAGUUUGGUGCUUGUCGUGAAAAAAUUAUGGAAAUGCCAAGUAUUAUAAAAGAUCUAUGUAGAACACUGUAUUAUAAAAAUCUACCGUUACUUUGUUCAGUUGCAGCGGAGUGUGCAAGUGCACUCUGUGUAGACUACUAUCUACAGAACCAUUUACUACAGGCAGGCGUCAUAUGGCAUCUCAUGAUCUAUCUAUUCAACUAUGAUUUCACAUUGGAAGAGUCUGGAGUAGAGAAAAAACAAGAAUCAAACCAACAGGAAGUGGCUAAUAAUCUGGCUAGAUUAAGUUUUCAUGCUUUAGGAAGACUUGGUGGAUAUUUAGAUGAUGUUGAUAGAACUCCUGAGAACCCAGCUGUGCGGAAGUCAUUGUGUGCUAUGUUAACAGCGUAUCUAGCCAGACAACUGUGUACAGAGAAUCCCAAUGAUGUGUUGAAAAUACUGAAUAGUAAUACAGAGAAUCCGUAUUUGAUUUGGGAUAACGGUACAAGAGCUGAACUUUUGGAAUUUGUGGGACGAGAACAACAAGACAAAAUAAGAACUGGUGAAUGUGAUCCGUCGUACGGUGCUGACUUUAUAUUUUCUAUACAUGCCAAAGAAUUAGUUGUGGGUGAGAUAUUUGUUAGAGUGUAUAACGAACAACCAAUGUUUCCAUUGGAGGAUGCCAAGGAAUUCACUAUCAAGUUAUUAGAUUUUCUUGGAUCACAAGCGCAGUAUCUGUAUUCAUUGAUGGCAUUGAAGUCUGGUGGUCUGGACAAAAGUAAUAAUACACCGCAACAAAACAAACGAUUACACCAUGUAGAGAUGGCAUUAGAAGCACUCAGUAAUGUCAUAAGAAAUAAUGCUGGUUGUGAGAUUCAAUGCAUAGGACAUUUCAAGUUGAUGUUUUCACUGCUCAGAAUACAUGGUGCUGGCAAGGUUCAACAACUAGCAUUGGAGGUGAUUGCUGGUGUUACAGGCAACCAAGACUGUGUUAAUAAUAUAGCAGAUUCUGAUGUCUUGGUGUAUCUAUUAUUGGUCUUAGAAACACUGCCAUCUGGUCGUUUAACAGUACUAGAGACAUUACAUGCACUUUCUUCUAGCACUAAGAUUAUUAAAGAGGCCAUGGCAAAAGGGGCUUUGAUCUAUCUAUUACAUCUGUUCUGCAACUCCACCAACCCAAAUGUGAGAGAGCGAACAGCAGAGUUAUUCUGUAAGAUGACAUCAGAUAAAUUGACUGGACCUCGUGUUCGUAUUAUCCUGUCUAAGUUUUUACCGACUAUCUUCAUGGAUGCGAUGAGAGACAGCGCAGAAGCCAGUGUGCACAUGUUUGAAGGUACUCAUGAGAAUCCAGAGUUGAUAUGGAACGAAGAAUCAAGAGAGAAAGUCUCAGCGACCGUGAAAAGUAUGAAAAAUAAACAUUACAAAGUGCAGAAAGAUAAUCCUGAUGCUCAGUGGAAGUUACCAGAAGACUUUGCCGUGGUGUACACAGAUGUAGAAGGUGAAUUGAUUGUGGGGAGUGUUUAUUUGAGACUUUUUAUUGCCCAGCCCAGCUGGGUGCUGAGGAAACCGAAAGAAUUCAUGGUAGAAUUGAUGCAGAAAUAUGUGGAGUUGAUAUCAAUGCGAGCGCCUGAUGGUGAAGUGUUGGAGACUGUCACCACAGCUGUAGUUUGUUUAUUUAUGGCACAGCCACUUCUAGCUGACCAGCUACCUCCACUGGGACACAUCACUAAAAUAUUCCAGUGUAUGAGUUCUAGAAAUGAUGCCAUACCCAAGUCGACUCUCAAAGUUGUAUUCCAAAUUGCAGACAGCAAGGUAUGUGUACGUGCCAUGGCACAGACAGAGUGUAUUGGUCAGAUUAUUAUGGGUAUGAAAAUCAGGCGUGAUAUGAUUGGACUGGCCUGUGAGGCUUUACAUAAAAUGUUCCAGAAACAGAAUGAUGAAUUAGUGGCUCAGGCAUUGAGAGUUGACUUGGUGCCAAUUCUACUCAGGUUAUUGGACUCUGGGUUAGAGAUGAUAGACAAUCCUGCUGCUACAAAAGCACAGAUCGUGAAAACUUUAAAAGUAAUGUCACUCAGUAUUGCACAUGGAGAAGAGAUAAAUAACUUAUUGGAUAAAUCUGAUGUUUGGAAUUCUUUUAAAGACCAGAAACAUGAUUUAUUCAUCAGUGAUUCCUCAAUACAGGGGUAUCUCACAGGACCUGGAGUGGCUGGUUAUUUGACACAGGGUACAGCUAGCAGCAUGCCUGAUGCACCGCCUCCUAUGGACACGAGCCAUGAUGAAAUUCGUGAAUAG
Molecule: messenger RNA, 6671 nt
Organism: Saccoglossus kowalevskii
Lineage: Eukaryota; Metazoa; Hemichordata; Enteropneusta; Harrimaniidae
Product: dnaJ homolog subfamily C member 13-like
Biological process (GO): endosome organization; receptor-mediated endocytosis; regulation of early endosome to late endosome transport
Cellular component (GO): endosome membrane
Source: RefSeq, a predicted model, not a curated record